Sander lucioperca (pikeperch) is the source of this 1914-nucleotide messenger RNA. It is a transcript of the gene syndig1l, whose product is annotated as synapse differentiation inducing 1-like. The record is from RefSeq and is a predicted model, not a curated record. Lineage: Eukaryota; Metazoa; Chordata; Actinopteri; Perciformes; Percidae. The coding region runs from base 634 to 1428 and encodes 264 amino acids. Gene Ontology annotation, cellular component: membrane; intracellular membrane-bounded organelle. The transcript has 4 exons.
UGGAACUCGGUGAAAGUAAGCGCAUGCACGCAGGGAGGGUGGACGUUGUUGUCUCUCUUUGCGCGCUUUGCGAAGCGCAUAUCGGGCUCUCCUCUCUCCAACCGCGCCUGCAGAAUUCAUCCCUCCCUCCCCGUUUCUCUCUCUCUCUCUCUCUCUCUCUCUCUCUCUCUCUCUCACAGAAGGUGCUUUAACUUUACGAAGGCGACCACAUUUCAGUCUCAAGGUAAACGCUUUAUUGGGAAGGGAGACCUUGCAGGAGGAGAGGGAGAUAACGAGACUGUGACGGCGGCGUUUUGCCGAGCGGAGACCUGUUCAGCCCGAAAUGAUUGACUGUUUCUUGAAAUGAGAAAGUCUUAGAAAUCUCUUUUUCCCUGGGCGACACCGUCAGCAUCACAGCCACAAUGUACAGGCGGAAACAAGCGAGUGUUUGCAUCCUCCAAACAAUAUUUGGAUUGUCAAGAACUCAAAGAUCUGAGAGCGCUGAAUGCUGAACGUCAUUAACGCCUUCACUGAUAUCAGCGCACGCCAUUGAGGAGCACAUCCUGUCUUAUUUCACCCAUCAUUUUCCCAUCUCUUUGCAAGAACUAGCAUCACUAAGAAACCCCCCCUGCAUACCUUUUGACCCCUGUUGCUAUGGAGAAUCUCAGUGAGCUCCAGAACCCGUUGUUGGACAAAAACAGUAAGCACAUGGUCAACGGUUAUGGGGGUGACUUCCCUAAUAACCAGUACCAGGAAAACAUUAUUAAUUACUUUGCUGGUGGAGGAGAGGGAGGAGGAGGAAAGGUGAAUAACGGCAACGUAGUGAGCGGAAGUAGUUACAAUACCAACGGGAAGAUGAAAUCUCAGCAGCUUUUGGACGCCACCUCACUGCACCUGGCAGUAGAGGCAUUCUACAGGCCCAACUUCAUCCUGUACAAGGAGGACAGUGGCAGCAUUAAGGCUAAGGAAUAUAAAAGCGAGUGCUGUGAGACCACAUUCACAGAGAAGAAGGCGAAGGAGGCAUCCAACACAGCGGGGGCGGACACGCCUGGCACUGAGGAUCCCCAGGCAAAGCUGCUGGAGGACAGCGAACACAUCAAGAUCCAAACCGUUUCCUAUGAGGUUGAGGAGGAGGAGUAUGUGGAGUAUGAGACGGACUGCUCCAGCGACAGCGAGAGCGAGGACAACUUCAUAGUCGUCCCUCCACGAGACCACCUGGGCCUGGCCAUCUUCUCCAUGCUCUGCUGUUUCUGGCCUCUAGGGAUCGCAGCAUUUUACUUUUCACAGGGGACCACCAAGGCAGUGAACAAAGGUGACUUCCCACUGGCCAACAUCGCCUCUAGACGGGCUUUGUUCCUCGCUGCCCUCUCCAUCACCAUAGGCACCGGUGUGUAUGUGGGGGUGGUGGUAGCUCUCAUCGCCUACCUUUCUAAACCAGGACACAUAUAGCAGCUGCACCUUCCCUCCAACACACCUCCCAGGAGCCCAGGAAAAGAACAACCUCCCCCCGCUCCCUUGGGAACGGCAUUGCUCCUGCACACUUCGAGGACAUGUUUUUUGGUUUCGGGGAUGCACAGUUUUUCCCUCCGCUUUCCUUUCUUUCCAGCUUUCUCUCCCUACAGGCCCUCUGGCAGCCACGAUUAGCCACAGUCACUGGAGAGAGGUCAAGCUGGAGGGUGAGAAGAAGGGGAAUUGGGGAUAGACAAAGUUUUUCUUUUGUUGAGACAGUGAGAGGGUUUGAGUAAUGGAAGUGUUCCAUGUUCGAGUCCAGUUUGCAUUCCAUUGACUUAAACCACUGUUGGCUUCAUCCUCUUUUUCCUGGUGUUAACUUCCAAGACCCCGACAGACACAUCGAGGAGAAGAGACUGAGGCGAUAACGCUGCACACUCAAGCAAUUAUUAAAGAGCAGAGGUAUAGGAGGGUUAGAAAUCAACA